Molecule: messenger RNA, 1356 nt
Organism: Thermothielavioides terrestris NRRL 8126
Lineage: Eukaryota; Fungi; Ascomycota; Sordariomycetes; Sordariales; Chaetomiaceae
Product: glycoside hydrolase family 16 protein
Exons: 1
Coding region: 101-1219 (372 amino acids)
Biological process (GO): glucan catabolic process
Molecular function (GO): hydrolase activity, hydrolyzing O-glycosyl compounds
Source: RefSeq, a predicted model, not a curated record
UCACUGAACCUCGGACUUAGGAAAGCAGGAUUCCCUUCCAGCUGAGGUGACUUGCAAGACCAGGAGGAAAGCGGAGUUGGGUAUCGUCGAAAAACGAAAAAUGGUCCGACUAAGGGCAUCGUUCCGCUUUGCCGGUUUGGCAUUUGCCGCAUGCUCCGUCCGAGCGGCCUCCCAGUACGGCCUUGUGGAUGUCUACGACGCGAGCAACUUCUUCACCGAGUUCGAUUUCUUCACCCAGCCGGACCCGACGAAUGGUUUCGUCAAGUACGUCGAUGCUGCCACGGCAAACCGCGAUGGAUUAGCUGGCUUUACCGAGGGCGGUGUCUACCUCGGCGUCGACUACACCAACACGACCACCACAGGGCGCCGAUCGGUCCGCCUCACCUCCAAGAAGGCCUACACCAAGGGCCUGUUCAUCGCUGAUAUCGCUCACAUGCCGGCCGGCGCGACCGGCUCUGGCUCGUGCGGCCUCUGGCCUGCCUUUUGGAUGUUCGGGCCGAACUGGCCCAACUCGGGCGAGGUGGACGUUAUCGAGGGCGUCAACAGCCAGACUUCGAACUCGGUCUCGCUGCACACCGGCGCCGGCUGCACCAUUUCCAACACGGGCACCAUCUCCACAACCAAGCUCCUGGCCGCCAACUGCCAAGGCAACGAGGGCUGCACGCAGCAAACGACCUCCUCCGACAACUACGGCACGGGCUUCAACGCCGCCGGCGGCGGUGUGUACGCCGUCGAGUGGACAAGCGCCGCCAUCAAGGUCUGGUUCUUCCCGCGCGGCAGCCCCGUCGCCACGCAGCUCGCCGCGGGCGCCGACGCGACCUCGUCGUCGUCCUCGUCUUCGUCUUCGUCUUCGUCUUCGGCAGCGUCUUCGCCUGACCCGUCGACCUUCGGGCCCCCGCUAGCCGCCUUCGUCGGCGGGCCCACCUGCUCCAUCGACCAGCACUUCGCCAACCACAACCUCGUGUUCGACACCACCUUCUGCGGCGACUGGGCCGGCCGGGUCUGGGCCGACGACGAGACGUGCUCGGCGCUGGCGAGCACGUGCGAGGACUUCGUCGGCCAGAACCCCGGCGCCUUCACCCAGGCCUACUGGCUGGUUAACGGACUGCGCGUGUACCAGGCCGGCGGCGAGGCGCAGGGCCGGCAGGGCCGGCAGCAGCUGAGGAAGGUGGGCUUUAGAAGGGGCGGACCUGCGGAGGGGCGGAGGUGGCGGGCUUGAUUUGUGCGUUUACCAGGUGGAGAGGAAGGGGCCGUUUUCUUUUCUUUGCUUUUCCUCUUUCUCUCUUCCUUUCUUUGGGCAUACUGGACUUGUGAUUAGACGGAAGCUUUGCGAAAAUAUCUUGGUAAUAGUUGAAC